UAACGAGUGAGGGACUGAAGCAAGAGGCAGGGUGACGGACAGAGACAGUGAGACACGAUGUGAGAGAGAAGUAUACCAGACAGAGACAGUGAGACACGAUAUGAGAGAGAAGUAUACCAGAGACAUAACUGAUAAAAGUGUAGUGCGUGCUUAAACUAGAGUGAAUUACACUCCUUGAAUGAAAUUUACAGCUGGAGGGGGAGAUAUAAUCUCCACACUCAGGGACUGGAGCAAAGAAACAGUUUGGUCAGGGAAUCAAAGUGACUGGGACGGAUGUGGAGUGAAAAGCCGAGACACCACUAUGUUGUACAGUCGAGGUGUCCCCCCCUCAGAAAGUGAUGACAGCUCAGACCUGGAGCCGGACCUGCUGAACUUUAAGAAGGGAUGGAUGUCCCUAGAGGAUGAAAAAGGAGUGUGGAAGAAGCACUGGUUUGUUCUGACAGAUUCCAGUCUGCGGUAUUAUAGAGACUCCAAUGCAGAGGAGGCAGAUGAGUUGGAUGGUGAGAUAGAUCUUCGAACUUGCACCGAUGUGCCAGAGUUUCCUGUACCAAGGAAUUAUGGUUUUCAGAUUCAUACACAUGAGGGUGUGUACACACUCUCAGCAAUGACUUCUGGGAUACGGCGAAACUGGAUUGAGGCGCUGAGGAAAAACGUUCACCCUGUCUGCAUUCCUGAUGUGACUAAGCUUUCUGAGAGUAACAAGGAGAACUCUUUUGCCCCACCACGUCCCACUGCGAGACCCGAUGAGCUGCGCCUGGGAUCAGAGACUAGACAGAGGAGGCUGGAGAGUGUUGGUGUCCGACAUGGCUCAUUUGAUUAUGUAGAGCUUUCUCCGCUCUCGCCAUCCGAGGAGCGAGACCACAGGACGGAGGAGCGCAGGCGCUGGUUUGAAGGAGUAGAUGCAUCUUCUACCCGUCGUGCCCCCUCCACACCACUUACAGAGGAGCAGAAGCAUCGUCUUAAUGAAGAUAUUGAAACCAAGUGGAGGGAAUUAGAGCGUCUGCCCCUGAGAGAGACCAAACAGAGUCCCCUUACGUGCCUGCUAGGGGGAAGCCUGGGCAGAGCAGGGACAGACAAUACAGCUGUACUGGAGAAACAGAUUCAGAGCCUAAAGAUGCAGCUGGAGAAAGCAAAGAAAGAGCUUGAGACCCAAAGGGGAAGCACUGAGGGGGCCAAACCACCUGGCUUCAUUUCCAAGGAGGCCUGUGAGCGCAGUCUCUCUCAGAUGGAGUCCUCGCACCAGCAAUUACUAUCCGAGCUGCAGAAACACCAUGAACGGGAGAUUCAGAGGCUGAGACAGGAGAAAGAGCAACUGCUGUCAGAAGAGGCUGCAGCCACUGCCUCAGUAAUUGAAGCCAUUCGUUCUGCACAUAAAGAAGAGCUGAGGCGAGAAGUUGAAAAGGCGCGAACGUACCAGCAUGGAGGCUCCACGUCACAAGAGAUGCUCCGCCGGCAGCAUCAGUCUGAUGUUGAGGCUUUGCGACGAGAACUACAGGCUCUGUCAGAGCGAUACUCCCAGAAGUGCCUUGAACUUGAAGCCAUGAACAUGACUGGGGACGAGCGGGAGAAGGAACUGCAGAGGUGUCAAAUGGAGGGGCAGGAACUGCUCAGGCAGAACCAGGAACUGAACAAACGGCUUUCUGAAGAGAUAGAAAAGCUGCGCACAUUCAUGGCGGGUAACGGCCCCAAAGAAGUGACUCUGCGUGCAGGAGAGCGAAACAAUACUGAGCUGGAGGUAUUGCUGCGAGUGAAAGAGAAUGAGCUGGAUUAUUUACGAAAGGAAAUCUCAUGUCUACGUGAGGAUCUACAGAACGUGCAAAAGGAUAAACUUUAUGCCUCGGAGAAAUACAAAGACAUCUAUAAAGAGCUCAGCAACAUAAAGACUCGUUCUGAGCGAGAGAUAGACCAGCUGAAGGAGCAUCUGCGACUUGCCAUGGCGGCUCUGCGGGAGAAGGCUGCGCUGCGGAAUAGUGUUGGGGAGUAAAGGGCCCAUCUCACACGUUAACAUGGAGAUUGAUCUGGACACUGUGACGUCAUAAGGGCUCAGCCUUCUGCAACAUAAACCCGCAUCCUUCACAUGUGAAAAACAUUAUUUUUAUACAGCUUGUGAUUAUUACUGUUACUAUUUUAUAUAGGGAUCACUGCACUGUAAAGGCAGAUGACAUGACUCAAGGUUACACAUCCCAGAAUCCUUACUUGUUGCCCAGUGCAUCAUGGGAUGUCAUUGGUUUGUCUGUUACGGAUUGGCAACCACAUUUUAUUUCAUUUUUAUUAAUUGGUUGAGCGGAACAGUGUAAAGGUGCAGAUCAUUUAAUGAACCAUAUAAUCAUAUGGGGAAAAGGGAGCAGUACAGUGAGUCUGUGUGGGGCGUUUUUAUAUUUCCUAUUGUUAGUGAGGCUCAUUGUAUGAGUGCUGUGGGUGUGUAGUAGUGUAUGAGUGCUGUGUGUGUAGCAGUGUAUGAGUGCUGUGUGUUUGUAUGUAGUAGUGUAUGAGUGCUGUGGGUGUGUGUAGCAGUGUGUGAGUGCUGUGGGUGUGUAGCAGUGUAUGAGUGCUGUGGGUGUGUGUAGGAGUGUAUGAGUGCUGUGGGUGUGUGUAGGAAUGUAUGAGUGCUGUGGGUGUGUGUAGGAGUGUAUGAGUGCUGUGGGUGUGUGUAGCAGUGUAUGAGUGCUGUGGGUGUGUGUAGCAGUGUAUGAGUGCUGUGGGUGUGUGUGUGUGUGUAGCAGUGUAUGAGUGCUGUGGGUGUGUGUAGCAGUGUAUGAGUGCUGUGUGUGUAGCAGUGUAUGAGUGCUGUGUGUGUGUGUAGAAGUGUAUGAGUGCUGUGGGUGUGUGUUGCAGUGUAUGAUUGCUGUGGGUGUGUGUAGCAGUGUAUGAUUGCUGUGGGUGUGUGUAGUAGUGUAUGAGUGCUGUGGGUGUGUAGCAGUGUAUGAGUGCUGUGGGAGUGUAGCAGUGUAUGAGUGCUGUGUGUAGGGGGCAGUGUAUGAGUGCUGUGCGUAGUGGGCAGUGUAUGAGUGCUGUGCGUAGUGGGCAGUGUAUGAGUGCUGUGUAUAGGGGCAGUGUAUGAGUGCUGUGUGUAGGGGGCAGUGUAUGAGUGCUGUGGGUGUGCGUAGUAGUGUAUGAGUGCUGUGUGUAGGGGGCAGUGUGUGAGUGCUGUGUGUAGGGGGCAGUGUGUGAGUGCUGUGUGUAGGGGGCAGUGUGUGAGUGCUGUGUGUAGGGGGCAGUGUGUGAGUGCUGUGUGUAGGGGGCAGUGUAUGAGUGCUGUGUGUAGGGGGCAGUGUAUGAGUGCUGUGUGUAGGGGGCAGUGUAUGAGUGCUGUGUGUAGGGGGCAGUGUAUGAAUGUUGUGUGUAGGAGGCAGUGUAUGAGUGUUGUGUGUAGGAGGCAGUGUAUGACUGUUGUGUGUAGGGGGCAGUGUAUGAGUGCUGUGUGUAGGGGGCAGUGUAUGAGUGCUGUGUGUACUAGUGUAAGAAUGUGACAAGUGCUGGGUGAGCUGUGUAAGAGUGCUGGGGGGCAGUGUAAUAGUGAGGGAUUAUUGGGGUGCUGCUGGACACUAUAACAGAGUGAGAGUGCUGGGAAUGUACAAGUGCCAAGUGUUGCAUAACUGGUGUAAAAGCACAGUGUUUAAGAGAACCAGGGAGGUGAAUAACAGCACUGAAUGAAAUGACUCUGUGCAGGUUUUUUGUUUUUUUUUACUAAUGUCACCAAUGUGCCUUAGUUUUGUGGAAGGGAAUGUGGUUCUUUUGAAUUCACUUACACACACACAAACAUUUAUAUAUAUAUAUAUAUAUAUAUAUAUAUAUAUAUAUAUAUAUAUAUAUAUAUAUAUAUAUAUAUAUAUAUAUACAUACAUAUACACACACAAACAUGUUUAUUUGUGUGUGUAUAUAAAUAAAUAUAUAUAUAUACACACACAAAUAUAUAUAUAUAUAUAUAUAUAUACGCGCGCACGCACACACACGCAAACAUUUACACAUAUAUAUAUAUAUACACACACACACACAAAAAUAUAUACAUAUAUAUAUAUAUAUACAUACAUACAUACACACACACACAGUCUUAUAGACACCCACACAUAUCUACACACACACCCACACUUAUACAUAUACACACACACAUAUAUAUAUAUAUAUAUAUAUAUAUAUAUAUAUAUACAUACAUCUAUACACACAUUUAUACACACACACACACACACACACACACACACACACACACACACACAUAUAUAUAUAUAUAUAUAUAUAUAUAUAUAUAUUUAUAUAUAUAUAUAUAUAUACAUAUACACCCGCACACACACACACACGUCUAUACCCUGACAUUCCCAAUUAUUUAACACAUUUGGCCACUUUGGAAAGUAGUUCAGGAAACAUAGGAUGGCAGCACCUAGUCUUGGGGUGAUCAGUCUGAUAAAAUGUAUGGUAUGGGGAGUGACUUUGUGUCACAUGCUUACUAGGGGAGUGAGAGUCUGAAGCAGCCCAAUAGAGAGUUUGGUCUAGCUGUAAGCACACCAGACUGUUAGCACAGAGUAGUUAUGGCACUAACCGUGGGGUAGUGAUUAGUGUAUGAGUGCUGAAUGUUUCUGGGAUAUAUGUAUCAAGAAGCUUAAGGGAGCGGAUGAAGAGAACAGAUUACUUGAGUGAGUGUCAUAGGGGAGAUGACAAAAGCACACCAGGUGUCGGAGGUAGCAACCCAAGAGUGCUUAAUAUGUUGGGGAGAAAUGAAACAGCACUUACAAAUUAGAAGGAGCAUAAGACAGUUGCAUUAUUUGAGAAGUAUAGAAAUUAGAAGGAGCUUAAGAGAGUUGCAUUAUUGGAUAAGUAGUAUAAGGAAAUACUAACUGCUUAGAAAUUGGUGGAACAGUGUAGGAGAUAUAUAUUUAGGGGGGUUUGUUUGGGCGAGAGGUAUAAAGGAACUGAGUGUUUGGGGAAAUCGUGUUAGGAGUGUUUAGUGUUUUAAACAGCUGCAUAAGAGCCCUUGGUAUUUGGGACAACUGCAAGAGACAACUAAGUGUUGCAGACAGCUGUAUAAUAGCCCUUUGUAUUUGGGAUAGCUGCUACCAUGUUUUCCUUGGCACUUAUGAGUUACACCUGCUGCAGGGUAAGCAGUAAGAACAUGUAUUAAGCCUCCGUGCACACCCUGCAGCAUGUGUAACUCAUAAGUGUACAGGAAACCGUGGCAGCCCUAUGCAGGAGACAGCUAAGUGUUGUAGACAGCUGCUUUAAAAAGAGCUGAGUGUCGUGUCUGUGACAGCUGCGAUAGAGAUCAUCGCGUUUGGGGAUGCAGCUGUUUGCAGUUGAUCUGCAGAGCAGUAAAAUACCCAAAGGACAAACAAGGAUGCUAUUAAAAAAAAAAAAAAGAGCUCUUCCUUGACGUGCAACACAUCUACCACUUUAUAUCCACCUCAUUUGGCACUGAAAUGGUUAACGGUCUUGGUGAUUCUAUGGGUGCUGGUGCUAUUUUACUCUGUACCCCGGUUGGAGCUGGUUGUCUGUCUCUGCCCUCCACAUACUAAAGUAUAUAAUACCGCAGCUCUCACACCUUCUCACCCACCUGUUUUUUACUCCUCUUGAAUAAUUCAGUGGAAUUUAUAGAUGUAAAAGUAUUGUAUACCAGGGAUUGUUAUAAAUGGCCACUUGUGAACUAGCCAAGUAUUCAAUGUUACUGUCACAAUUACUGUCACAUUCUGCAACCUCAAAGAAAGCACUGGAUAGUUUUAUAGUCUUAAUUGCUUUAUUACCCUGCGUAGGGUUAAUGACCAGCAACACCGUUGUGCCUUAAUUUUGGGGGAAGGGAACAUGCUACUUUCAGCUUGUGAUGUCUUAGAAAGAUUGAUUGGCAAAAGGGGCACCCCCACAGCAAUACGCUGACACCCCCAAAUGUUUAACUCCUUUUGACAACUUUGUAUUAAAGUUCUUACAUAUUUGAACAA
Messenger RNA from Bombina bombina (fire-bellied toad), 5921 nucleotides. It is a transcript of the gene TRIOBP, whose product is annotated as TRIO and F-actin binding protein. The coding region runs from base 179 to 1984 and encodes 601 amino acids. The transcript has 14 exons. Gene Ontology annotation, biological process: positive regulation of substrate adhesion-dependent cell spreading; actin filament organization. Lineage: Eukaryota; Metazoa; Chordata; Amphibia; Anura; Bombinatoridae. Gene Ontology annotation, cellular component: actin cytoskeleton. Gene Ontology annotation, molecular function: actin filament binding. The record is from RefSeq and is a predicted model, not a curated record.